Molecule: messenger RNA, 4810 nt
Organism: Dermochelys coriacea (leatherback sea turtle)
Lineage: Eukaryota; Metazoa; Chordata; Testudines; Dermochelyidae
Gene: CLEC16A
Product: C-type lectin domain containing 16A
Exons: 25
Coding region: 159-3425 (1088 amino acids)
Biological process (GO): regulation of autophagosome maturation; endosomal transport; endosome to lysosome transport
Cellular component (GO): endolysosome membrane; late endosome
Source: RefSeq, a predicted model, not a curated record
CGCAUGCGCCAUUGCUCGUCCUGUCGCUGAGUGGUGGGUGGGCCGGCCGGCCAGCCGGGUUUGUAAGCGUCAGGGGUGGCGGAGCUGCCCCACGGCCGUGCCCCCGGGGCGAUGGACGGCUAGAGCCCGCGGCCUUCGGCCUCCUCAUCGCCGCCAGCAUGUUCGGCCGCUCCCGCAGCUGGGUGGGUGGCGGGCACGGUAAGGCCGCCCGCAGCAUCCACUCCUUGGACCAUCUCAAGUAUAUGUAUCAUGUUUUGACCAAAAAUACUACAGUAACGGAUCACAACCGCAAUCUGUUAGUGGAGACUAUUCGUUCUAUAACUGAGAUCCUUAUAUGGGGAGAUCAGAAUGACAGCUCUGUGUUUGACUUUUUCUUAGAGAAGAACAUGUUUGUUUUCUUCUUGAAUAUCCUGCGUCAGAAAUCUGGUCGUUAUGUAUGUGUACAGCUGCUGCAGACCUUGAACAUCCUCUUUGAGAAUAUUAGUCAUGAGACAUCACUCUAUUAUUUGCUCUCUAAUAACUAUGUAAAUUCUAUCAUUGUCCACAAAUUUGACUUUUCUGAUGAGGAGAUCAUGGCAUAUUAUAUAUCAUUUCUGAAAACACUUUCCCUAAAACUCAACAAUCACACUGUACACUUUUUUUACAAUGAGCACACAAAUGAUUUUGCCUUGUAUACGGAGGCUAUUAAAUUUUUUAACCACCCAGAGAGCAUGGUCAGAAUUGCUGUCAGGACUAUUACUUUAAAUGUCUACAAAGUGUCAUUGGACAACCAACCUAUGUUGCACUACAUUCGAGAUAAAACUGCUGUCCCCUACUUCUCCAACCUUGUUUGGUUUAUUGGGAGCCAUGUGAUAGAACUGGAUAACUGUGUGCAGACUGAUGAAGAGCACAGAAAUAGAGGCAAACUGAGUGAUUUGGUAGCAGAACAUUUGGAUCAUUUGCAUUAUCUUAAUGAUAUCCUUAUCAUUAAUUGUGAAUUCUUAAAUGAUGUGCUCACAGACCACCUACUUAAUAGGCUCUUUCUACCUCUCUAUGUGUAUUCAUUAGUAAAUCAAGAUAAGGGUGGGGAGCGUCCAAAAAUAAGUCUCCAAGUUUCUCUCUAUCUUCUCUCACAAGUUUUCUUGAUUAUACAUUAUGCACCUCUGGUGAACUCGCUGGCUGAGGUUAUUCUUAAUGGGGACCUUUCAGUAUUCUCCUCAAAAGUUGAGCAAGGUAUCCAGAGAAGUUCAGCAAAAUCAAGCAUCAGAUGCUUCAUAAAACCUACAGAGACACUGGAGAGAUCUCUUGAAAUCAACAAGCAUAAGGGAAAGAAGAGGUUGCAAAAGAGACCCAACUAUAAAAAUGUUGGUGAAGAGGAGGAAGAGGAGCGAGGACUUGAAGAUACUCAAGAAGACCCAGAUAAGGCAAAAGCUACAGAGGGUAGUUCAAAAGGCAUCAAGGCAAGUGGAGAAAAUGAAGAAAUAGAGAUGGUAAUCAUGGAGCGGUGUAAGAUGUCAGAAUUAUCUAUUUCAACUGUGACAGAGCAGAAUACAACUGAUGAAGAAAAGAGUGCUGCAGCCUCUGGGAAUGAAAUGAUUAACUGGAGCAGGCCUUUUCUCGAUAUGGUAUAUAAUGCACAGGACUGUACUGAAGAUGAUUACUAUGCUCUCUUUGUACUUUGUCUUCUGUAUGCAAUGUCUCAAAAUAAAGGAAUUGAUCCUGUCAAGCUGGAGAGAAUUCAGCUUCCAGCACAGCAUGCUGAGGAGAAAAGCUCAUACAACCACGUACUUGCAGAAAGGCUCAUCAGGAUAAUGAAUUAUGCUGCUCAACCAGAUGGAAAAGUUCGUCUGGCAACAUUGGAACUGGGCUGUCUAUUGCUAAAGCAGCUGGUAUUAUCUAAAAGUGGCAGUAUUAUAAAAGAUGUUCACCUUGCUUGCCUUGAGGGUGCAAGAGAAGAGAGUGUUCAUCUUCUGCGGCGCUUCUAUAAGGGAGAAGAGAUUUUUCUGGAUAUGUUUGAAGACGAAUACAGGAGUAUGACAAUUAAGCCCAUGAAUGUGGAGUACUUGAUGAUGGAUGCCUCCAUUCUGCUCCCACCAACGGGGACACCACUGACUGGUAUUGAUUUUGUGAAAAGACUGCCAUGUGGAGAUGUGGAAAGAACACGAAGAGCAAUCAGAGUUUUCUUCAUGCUCCGUUCCCUGUCACUGCAUUUGCGAGACGAGCCAGAAACUCAGUUGCCAUUGACAAGGGAGGAGGAUCUAAUAAAAACGGAUGAUGUUCUUGACUUGAAUAACAGCGAUUUAAUUGCUUGUACAGUGAUUACAAAAGAUGGAGGUCAGGUUCAGAGAUUUCUGGCUGUGGAUAUUUACCAGAUGAGUUUAGUUGAACCAGAUAUUGCCAGACUGGGCUGGGGAGUAGUUAAAUUUGCGGGCCUUUUGCAGGAUAUGCAGGUAACUGGAGUAGAAGAUGACAGUAGAGCUCUGAAUAUAAUAAUUCACAAACCUGCAUCUAGUCCCCAUUCUAAGCCCUUCCCCAUUCUCCAAGCCACAUUUAUUUUUUCUGAUCACAUUCGCUGUAUCAUUGCGAAGCAGCGUUUGGCAAAGGGCCGCAUUCAAGCUCGACGUAUGAAAAUGCAGAGAAUUGCAGCUCUCCUGGAUCUUCCUGUCCAGCCUUCAACUGAAGUGAUGGGUUUUGGACACAGCUCUGCAUCUGCAUCGCAGCACCUGCCAUUUAGAUUUUACGACCAGUCACGGCGUGGCAGCUGUGACCCUACUGUACAGCGAUCUGUUUUUGCAUCUGUUGACAAAGUCCCAGGUUUUGCAGUAGCCCAGUGUAUAAACCAGCACAAUCCAUCACCACUUUCAUCGCCAUCUCCUUCUUCCAGUGGUAGUGGGAGUACUGGACACUGUGAUUCAGUUACUGCCAGCUCAGCUUCCACUCCUUCUGCAGCACAGAGUCCAUCAGGUCUGGCAGGAAAGGACGACGGCGGGUGUUUAGUCUGUCGGAGGCUGACAGUCACGGUGGACACUGGGUUUAGGUCUUCAAGCAGCAGCUGCAACCGCAACUCGUGCAAAAUCAAUGCAGUAGGUGACUCUUCAGCUCUUGAACAGCCUCCCAUGACCUUUUCCAGUCAGGUGGUGAUGGCUGAUGAAACCUCUUCAGCUGCCUCAAAAUCUGGCAAGAACUCUGUAAAGAACCCUGAAGUGGAAACAGCUAACCUAUCCCCUAGCCUGAUUCCUGCACAACAGCCCACAAUAUCUCUAAUCUCCGAUGACAAUACAGAUGCACUGAGCGUAGAGUCACUUACACUGGUCCCACCGAUUGAUCCACACAGCAUUCAUACUUUCAGCUGCAUUCCUCAGUCUUCCUUGCCAUCUGAAGUUUGCAGAGUGACAGAGGGAGAGGGUUCCGAUCAGAGUCAACAAGCAGACUAUGAUGAACAGUGAAGAAAAUGCAACUGAGUGCUCUGUAUUUUCUUUAAGUGAGGUGAUGGGGGCAUUAAUAAAGCCAAAAAGGCCAGCUGGCUCACAAGAAAGAGGCCAAUUACUCAGUAACUCAACAUAUAGGCAACUCUUUAAAAUAAACAUUAUACGUUCAGCAUUUUUGAAGGAAAUCUCUACUGUCAUAUGGGAAAGUGAAGAAGCUUUGUUGGGCUACCUUGGCUUCAUGAUGUUUUACUUCUCCAAAUAUGGAGAGACAGCAUUUGCCAGAAAAAGGAAAUAUUUUAGAAUAUUAUAGUACAGAGAUGCUGUUUCCAAUUGAAACAGUUUUUCUAUUCUCUCGGUCUUAUUUUAGAGGUAUGGCAUAAAAACAGACUUGGCCACUUUCAGUAUUGUAUUCAUAGGAUUGUAAGCUUUAAUAUUGUAUCCUCUAUAUAAUAUUUAUUUCAAUGUUCAACAUAAAUAUCGAGCAAAGUUUUUUUAUUAAAAUGAAUUGAACCCCGAUAUAAAAAUCAAAGGCUUAUUCAGGUUAAUAUAAGAUAGUUUUUUGCAUAACCAACUACAGAGGAAUGUGAAGUAUUUUAAGAGACUGAUUUUCUUAAAUGAUUGCUUUAGUCUGUUUGUUCACUUCUGACAGAGGCAAAUUGCUACAUCUGAGGAAUGGCAAAAUCCCUUCUGCAGAAGGACACUGUCUCUUCUUUAGAAACAGCCACAAGAACUUGUGCUAUAUACAAGUUUCCAUCUCCAAUGUAGCCAGGAAGCCACCUUACCCAGCUGAUGAUAUCUCACUUUAGAAGAAUGAAACUCAAAAGGGAAUAUACUGAUUUUUUCUAUAUGGAACCAGCUAAUCCUGAUGUUAACCAGAUUAAACUUCUCAGUGAAUGUGAAUCUGAUCUGAAGCCUAUCUGAUCUGUAGGUCCUGGUACACAGAAGAUAGAAAUUAAAGAGAAAGCAUAAAACUUGGCAGAAGUUUGGCAUGUUCUUUGCUGAAUUGAUUCAUACCUUAACAUGAAUCGAAUUUAACCAUUCUCAAAUAACUCUGAAGUGCAUUCAUUUCAAGUGGUGAUAAAACUAGCAGGAAAUAAUUAUUUCUGCAUAGAUGAUGAUGUAAAGUAUUUUCUGGUUCUCAAAAAUUAACCUAUACUUGUUUUUGCUUUUGUUUUGAUUUUAGUUAGCAACAGAGCCUAUUAUCUGAUUCUGUUCCUGUUGAAAUCAGUGAGAAUUUGCCAUUGCUUUCAAUGGUAACAAAACUAGACUCCAGUGUUGUGUAGGAUUAAUUUGAAAAGUGUGUACCUAUCUUCCAUUUGCCCUACCAUGAUUACACGAUUGUUUGGCCCUCAAUAAGGGAAUACUUGAGCAGGAUGUUUUAAAGGUUGUAUUUUUAUAUUUGA